Molecule: messenger RNA, 2459 nt
Organism: Cuscuta campestris
Lineage: Eukaryota; Viridiplantae; Streptophyta; Magnoliopsida; Solanales; Convolvulaceae
Source: the annotation of a GenBank genome assembly
AUUGAGGGUGAAAGAUAUUAUCUUCGCAUGCUACUCCAACAUGUAAGAGCUCCAACAUCGUUUUCCAGUCUAAAACUUGUGGAUGGUUAUAUAUACAGCAGCCACAUUCCGAGAAGGUGCAGAGAGAAUGGGGCUUCUAACAGGAAAUGCUACUGCUGAUGUUUGCCUUGAAGAGGUUGUGAUGUAUCAAAUGCCCAGUAGCUUGCGGAGAUUAUUCACGACAAUAUUGGUGUUUUGUGACAUUCCAAAUCCAAGAGAGUUAUGGGCUAAAUACAAAAUGUAUCUAUAUGAAGAUUUUUCACAGGUACACAUCUACACUCCAUUGGAAAUGGAAACAAUGAAACUAAAACUUAUUGGAGAUAUUACUGAAGCACUUGGAAAAAGUAUUCUCACAUUUAACCUAACAGACUGUGCCAUACCCCUAACAAUUGCUGAAAUUCAGGCACGAGAAUUAAGAGCAGAAUACAACAUAAAUAUAAGCGAGCAAGACCUUCAAUGCGCUCAGAUUCUCAAUCGCGGACAACAGAUUGCAUUUGACUCUAUUAUGAAGAGUGUGACAGCCAAGAAACCUACAAUGUUUUUUGUAGAUGGCCCUGGUAGAACCGGAAAAACGUGUUUGUACAGAGCAUUACUUGCAACAAUCCGGAGCAAAAAAUGGAUAGCUUUAGCUACUGCAACAUUAGGCAUUGCUGCUUCUAUUCUUCGUGGAGGCUGCACGGCAUAUUCUAGGUUUAAAUUACUGUUGGAUGGAAAUGAUAGAUACACCUGCAACAUUGGUCUUCCACCCCACACAUUAGUUCUAAAAAAGAAUUGUCCAGUAAUUCUUCUACGCAACCUAAACCCGUGUGAAGGCCUAUGUAAUGGAACGCGCUUAAUUUGUGAUGCAUUUCACGAUCAUCUGAUAAGUUGUUUCAUUGCUUUUGGUGCAUAUAAGGGAAAGCAUGUCUUCAUACCAAGAAUUCCACUUGAAAUGUCUAGAGAUGAACGUUGCGCAAUCCCAUUUAAGAGAACUCAAUUUCCCGUCAAACUCUACUUUGCAAUGACAAUAAAUAAAUCAAAGGGUUACACACUCGAAUUCGCAGGAAUCUUUCUAAGGCGACCUGUCUUCUGUCAUGGACAACUAUAUGUUGCAAUGUCGCGGGCCAAAAAUGCUACCUCCAUCAAGAUGCUUAUUAACGAUGAAAUAGAUAAUUCGAAGACCACAAAUGUUACCGCAAACAUAGUAACAAUGGAUGCAAAUCAAGAAAUUACAGACGUCACUCCCAGUUCUAAAUCAUGGGGUUGCAAGGUCAUAGUGCUAGAGAAGCUUAACGAGCGUCAAUCAAGGGGAGUAACAUACAGGGCCAUGAUCAUGGAGGAUAGUAAAGGCCAUAAGGUGAAAGUAAUGACCUACGGACAAGAUAUCACCAUUCUUGACAAGCGGCUUGAAGUGAACAACACAUACAAGAUUUUCAACGCAAAGGUUUCUCAAGCCAUUCAAGGAUGCAAACCUAUCACUUUGACACUGUGGGACACUUUCGCAGAAGUCCAGGGGUGCGAAAUUCAGCAGGCACUGCAAUCCGGCUUUUAUCCCACAAUAAUUGCAAGGAGGAUAUCAGCAACAUCUUUCAAAGUGUCUUGCAGGAAGUCUUCAAAUACAGCUGCCUUAGAGCACGCCAUUGAGAUGAAAAAAUGGCUGGACCCCUUAUCUCUGUUUGCAAAGCCUGACGAUAUUCAAACAACACCAAUCUCUGAAGUGGCAUGUACAAAAAACGAGGAGGACGUCCACUGGGUUGAAGGACAGUUGCAGGUCUUAGAACCUGGAGACAUUACAUUCUACAUUGGUUGCAGCAGUUGCAAUAGAAAAGUGGACUACAUAGAAGAAAUCAAUUUUAAAUGCAUGCUGUGUGGUGACCCUGAAGCAAAAACCAUUAAGAGAUUCAGAAUUCUUGCCGAAAUAAAAGAUGAGCUUAGUGCUUUACAAGUCACUCUCUUCACCGACACACUCGAAAAGAUUAUACGAGCACUUGAAUUGAAUACACCAAUGGAAUCGAUAAAAUGCAGGGAUUUGAACAACAGUCUUGAAUCUCAGAAUGUGACGGCUGCAGUGAAACUACCACCUCGCACCGAUGAAACAUCUACAUCGAAGACAUUCUCAGUUCUAUGCGUGUACGACCUUCGUGAUGAAAAAACUGCAAGUCCAACCCUUAAGAGAAAGCUCAAAGUGGAAGAACCCAGCCCCAAAAAACAGUGCUGAGACAUUUCAUCAUUGUAGAAGUCUUUUGGCCUUAAAUCCUGCUAGCUUGGAAAGCUUAGAUCAGUACAUGUGCAAUGCAUUUUGUCAUGUAUACCUACCUAGCCCGUUGUUAAAAUCUUACUUCACUACUACUAACACCCGGCUACAAGGAACAAAAUAAGUUCCAAAUUUUUUCACUCCCUCUAAUACAGUUUGUAAACUGUAAUAUAUUACAUCUAAUGUA